GUCAAUUCUUGGCGUCCCUACCCUUCUAUACUCUCCAAACUUAUUGAAAUUAUCCUAUUUGGGCUCAAAUUCCGCAGCGAGCUUCCUAAAUUGACAAUUAAUGUUCCGAAAUCUUUUCAUAUCGUAGGCUUUUGGGAAGACAAAAUGGUUUAUGGUGGAAAGUUGUCAAAGGAUUGUGAGCCAUGCCGAGUGAGGAGAGCCAAGGUACGUGGAUCGCUAUGAGAAGAUGGAGUAACUUUCUUUUUGCACCUCAAGAAAGGAUCCGCUUCCUUUGAUCCAUGUGGAUUGGGACCUUUUUGGAGCCAAGGUGGUGGUUGCCAAUGCAGUGUUGAGAAUGAAGUCUUUUCAACCUCUGACCAACCGGCAUCGCUACCAGCCACCGGUAGCAGAUUAUGCACCCCGAGAUGACAAGAUCUUUCAUAGCGGGGACCUCGUGGUCCCAAAGACGCAGGAUGCUGAUUGUGUCAGUGUGACCUAGUACAACCGGUAUGUGGGCAGUGCUCAAGAGCGUCAAGAGCCUGUCAUGGUUACCGAGACACGAGGGAGUUGAGAAUUGCAGAUAUGAGCGCAUUAGUGGCAAAGAAAGUCAAAAAGGAAAGUCCACCGGAGAGUAGACGUAAAACUCGCACGGGAAAUGGCUCACCAACUACCGUACCCAAUAACGCUUCGAACAAGACCACUUUUUUGGGUCUCCCCAAUCCUACAGACACCAUUGAGGACCAUGCAUUUUCUUUCUUUCACUCAAACUUUGUUGGUGGAAAGUCGUGUCCGUUCAAGUACAUUGAACCCAUUUAUGGUACAAUGGGGCUCCCAUUGAUAAUGAGCAUUCGUGCUGUUGGACUCGCAAGUCUUUCGAAGGCUCACCGCUCAACGGAUCUGGAGCUUCGUGCUCAAUGCUAUUACAUUUCGGCAAUAAGCUUGAUCAACAAAGCUCUAGCAACACCACAGGCCACAAAUGAGGCUAUAAUCUCCUCCAUCAUGUUAUUGGACCAGUUUGACCGAAUCAUACUACCGGUACACCGAUCCACGCAAGGAUGGAUCAAUCAUCUAAACGGAGCAAUGGCACUCAUGAAACUCCGUGGCCCCCAACAGUUCACCACUCAAACUGGUAUAGAAAUCUUCGUGCAUAUGAGAGCACAUCUUUUUAUUACCUGCUUGCAGCACAAGCUUCCUGUACCAGCCAACUACCUAAAGCUUCACGAGAACGCAUCCACCUACCUUGAUAACAUCGCAAGUGAAAUGGCCGAUGUCACGAUUCGCUUUGUCACGUUCUUGACAUCAAUCUGGGAUGGAAGUCUCUCUGACACCGAGGAAAUCAUAAGAUCUGCCACGAAAGCUGACCAGGAAGUAGCGAGUCUCAUAGCGAAAGUUUCAUCAGAAGAAAGUUGCAGAAUUGUACCACUUUCCUUCCAUUCUGACCUGGUUUAUGAAUCGUACUACACACUUUAUCGAGACCCUACUAUCGGUAAAAUCUUGAACCAGAUGCAAGCUGCGCGGGUCGCUCUCCUUGACUUGAUUCUACACCAAUGUGAGGUGUCUCGCAACCCACUUUCUCGUGCCUGUCAAGCCAUGGUACAAGAUGCUGAGGUGGAUAUCAUACGUCUGAUGGGAGCUAUCUGUGCUUCAGUUCCACAACAGGUGGGCUACCUACCUUUGUUGGAUCCUAACUUCGCCUCGGUUGCAUCAGCAAGGAUACCUUCAAUGCCAAGUACGCAGCGAAUAAGAGUAAAGAAUUCUUACGCUCAGAGUGCCAAUGUCCUUCUUUGGCCACUUUUCGUCGCCGCCAAUGCACGAAGUUGCCCAGAAAGAGCGAAGACAUGGAUCAUCAACCAAUUCCGUAUAAUCGGGAACACACCUGGUCUGGAUAGGGCUUUGGAAGCCGUCAUAAUGUUAGAGAGUGGUGAACAUAACAGUAUUUGGGAUCCUUUUUGGUACGUCGAAAGUAUAUCUUAUAUGGAUGACGGGAGGGCUUGGUAUGGCGACGAGGUCAUCCAUUAUACCGCAACCCCUCAGCCUAUGUUUACCCAUUCCAAUCCCCCUUCUGGUCGUCGCGUGGUAUUUCCAUGUCUGGCAAUCGUUCCUUUUGCUUGCCUCGAUUGACUUCAGGUAUAUUACUGGAAGCUGGGUGCAUCGAAUUAGAC
Messenger RNA from Hymenoscyphus albidus, 2141 nucleotides. Lineage: Eukaryota; Fungi; Ascomycota; Leotiomycetes; Helotiales; Helotiaceae. The record is from the annotation of a GenBank genome assembly.